AUGUCGUCCCAAGAGAUCAUCGCCAGCCAAAGAGAAAACGCGGAGAUAUACCACGGCGACGACCUCUUCAAGGAGAAAUCUCGCGAGCUGCUGGAGAGGUGCUCGCUGCCGAAUGGGCUCCUGCCCUUAAACGACGUCGUUGAGGUGGGGUACAACGAGUCCACUGGCUUCGUGUGGCUGAAGCAGAAGAACAAGAAGCAGCACAAGUUCCGGAGCAUCGACCGCAGCGUGACGUACGAUACGGAGGUGACGGCGUUCAUGGAGGACCGUCGGAUGAAGAGAGUGACGGGUGUCAAGAGCAAGGAGCUCCUCAUCUGGCUCACCGUCUCCGACAUUUUCAUCGACGACCCCUCCUCCGGGAAGAUCACCUUCGCCACCCCAACCGGGUUUUCGCGAACGUUCCCAGUCUCGGCCUUUGAGGUUGAUGAUGAGAAGUAA
Messenger RNA from Cornus florida, 438 nucleotides. RefSeq lists its product as uncharacterized. The record is from RefSeq and is a predicted model, not a curated record. The coding region runs from base 1 to 438 and encodes 145 amino acids. Lineage: Eukaryota; Viridiplantae; Streptophyta; Magnoliopsida; Cornales; Cornaceae. The transcript has a single exon.